UUGAAAUAUAGUGGGUGAGAGUGUAGCAUUCUAGUAAGAAUAGGAUUUAGGACAAAAAAUUGAAAGCAGUAGACAUGGGAGUUUGAGUAUCGAGUGCACGCCGGAUUAUAUUUCCGAUCAUUUUCAUGAAAAUAACCAUCGACUUGCUAUAGCUGCUAACUUUUUCAACGGUUGAGAUUGUCCACUUCUUCAAACAGUUUAUAAACAAACUUCUUCUCUUCCGUGAGCAGAGGUUACAGAGAAUCUCUUUCAUACUCCCCCAACCCCCACACCUCCACUCUAUCUCUAGUCUCUACAUUAGGGUUUACUUCGUUAAGGUACGCUACCGUUUUCAUUUUUUUUGUGUUCAAAAUGCAAUAGUUUUCUGUUGAAUGUAAAAUGAUAUUUUCUUGGAUUUUCUUGAAACAAGUAGAACUAAGCUUAUGCACAAUUAAAAGUCGAAUCUUUUUGAUGUACACAUGUUUUCUUUUUCUUUUAGGUUAGGAAUCAUCACUACUUUGUUUUUUUUCAAGGCACUCUUUCUCAUUUCAAGAUAUACUUUCCAAUUUCCAUUAAAUACUGAAGAUAUUGAACUUUGUUGAAAAAGCUAUUGCACAAUUAAAACUCCAAUCUUUUUUAUUUUAAAAUAUAGCUGUUAUCAUGGAUUUGGCGGGUAGAAAAAAUUUGUUCAAGGACUUUGAUGUUUUUCGUCUUCUAUUUUGUGGCUUCAAGAGUAUAAUUUGAACUAUAUUUUGGUAGUUGACUAGUGUUUGAUAGUGUUUCUAGUUAACUGGAUUGAAAUCGAAAUGGAACCAAUUUGUCGUGAAUUUUCAUAUUCUUCAAAUGGAUUUCAAUUGAAAAAUCAGUCCAUUGGCGAGUCGUCCAACCAAAUACUAGCCAAUGGACCUAGAUUUGAGAUUACUUCUCCAGAUCAGAAGCUAGUCAAUGAACAAAGGUUUCAGAAUAACUUACCAGCACAAAAAUUUGAACGUUUUCAAAUGAUUGGAAAUGAGCCUUUUACGAGUAGUGAAGUCUCGUGUUCUAGUUUGGGCAUUGAGAACGAAUAUGAAGAAGACUGUGAUUUCUCAGACGCUGUUUUAAGAUGCAUAGAUCAGAUGCUUAUGGAAGAAGAUAUGGAGGAAAAGACACAUAUGCUUCAAGAGUCUUUAGAUCUUCAAGCAAAAGAGAAGUCAUUCUACGAGGUUCUUGGCAAGAAGUAUCCCCCUUCACCGGUACAAAACCGGACUUUAAUUAGUCCAUGUGGUGAGAGCCCAGAUGAUUACGUUCCAGGACAUCACCAUCAUAAUUGUUUAAGUUGCAAUGGUUAUGGAAGUGGUUACCUAAUCGAUGUAAUUGGUCCGAGGUGGAUAAACAAUUGUAUUGAUUGUAAUGCAUGUCAUGCUCAGUUAUACACAGCAUAUAGUGGUUCCAAUUCAUCAAUUAGAUGGUCGAAUAGCUUAAACAAUAUUGUCGACGGGUUCUCAGACUCUUCUCUAAGUCCUCUUCAGGUAUCUAAUAUGUAUAAUGAGAGUCAAUGUGUGUGGGAUUUCAAGAAGGGGACUGAAAAUGUUAGCAAAUUCCUUCCAAGUGGGAAUAGUGUGUGGGUUAAUACAGACAUUAAUGGUUUGUUAACUCGGAAGCCAAAUGGAGAAUAUGAUGGGGGAGUAGUUACAGUGGAGAAGAAAGAUGGGGACGCACAAUCUCUGUCUGAGUCGAGGGGGAGGAAGAAUCCACAUAGUGGAGAAAUGGAUUUAGAAGAAGAAAGAUGUAACAAGCAGGCAGCAAUCUAUACAGAAUCUACUAUUCGAUCGGAUGAAUUCGAUAUUGUCUUGCUUCAUAGUAUGGGGGACGGUGAGGUUAGAUUGGCAGCUUACAAGACGGAGUUGCGAAAUGCUAUGAAUAAGUGUGUGCAGCAGAAUGGACAAAUGAAAAGAUCUAGUGGAGUGAAGGGCCGUGGCAAAAAACAGAAUAGGAAAAAGGAAGUUGUGGAUUUGAGAACCCUCUUAAUUAAUUGUGCUCAGGCUGUUGCUGCUGAUGAUCGUCGGAGUGCUAAUGAACUGCUGAAACAGAUCAGGCAGCACUCAUCUCCUUUCGGGGAUGGAAAUCAGAGAUUGGCUCACUGCUUUGCCGAUGGCCUUGAAGCGCGCUUGGCUGGCACUGGUAGCCAGAUCCAUAAGGCCCUUGUCAACAAAAGAAUAACUGCGGCUGAUUAUUUGAAAGCUUACCAUUUAUAUAUUGCGUCGUCUCCAUUCAAGAGGAUUUCCAAUUUUACCUCGAACAAGACAAUUAUGAUGAAAGCGCAAAAUGCAAUGAGAGUUCACGUUAUAGAUUUUGGCAUCCUCUAUGGUUUUCAGUGGCCCACGUUUAUGCAACGGAUGGCUAGAAGACAUGCACCAGCACCUCCAAGAGUUCGGAUCACCGGCAUCGAAUUUCCCCAACCUGGGUUCCGUCCCACAGAAAGAAUAGAGGAGACUGGUCGUCGAUUGGCAGAUUAUGCAAAGACUUUCAAUGUACCAUUUGAGUACAAUGCCAUUGCAAAGAAGUGGGAAACCAUCAAAAUUGAGGAACUUAAGAUUGAGAAAGAUGAGUUUCUUGUUGUCAACUGUUUGUAUAGGACGAAGAACUUAUUUGAUGAGACUGUGAUGGCAGAGAGUUCAAGAACUGCUGUUCUGAACUUGAUUAGGAAGAUUAAUCCGGACAUCUUCAUUCACGGGAUUGUCAAUGGGGCCUACGGUGCGCCAUUCUUUGUCACUAGGUUCCGGGAGGCCUUGUUUCACUUCUCAGCGCUAUUCGAUAUGCUUGAAACUAAUGUACCUCGUGAGAAAACAGAGAGAAUGUUAAUCGAGACAGAAAUCUUUGGCCGGGAAGCAUUGAAUGUCAUAGCUUGUGAGGGUUGGGAGAGAGUUGAAAGGCCAGAGACGUACAAGCAAUGGCAAGUCCGUAACUUGAAUGCAGGCUUCUUGCAAGUCCCUUUUGAAAGGGAUGUUAUGAAUAAGGCAAUACAUAAGGUAAGAUCAAGCUAUCACAAAGACUAUAUUAUUGCUGAAGACAGUCAGUGGAUGUUGCUGGGAUGGAAAGGGCGGAUAAUCUAUGCCCUUUCUUGUUGGAAACCUGUUUAAGAAACUAACAUGUCUGCUGGGCAGUACCUGAUAUUAUUUAAUAGAAUUAAGGAACAAAAAUUAGUUAAAAUUUUUAUAUAUUGUAAUGUUGAGUACUGUACC
This is a messenger RNA of Olea europaea var. sylvestris, 3200 nucleotides long. Its product is annotated as scarecrow-like protein 9. Gene Ontology annotation, cellular component: nucleus. Gene Ontology annotation, molecular function: DNA-binding transcription factor activity; sequence-specific DNA binding. Lineage: Eukaryota; Viridiplantae; Streptophyta; Magnoliopsida; Lamiales; Oleaceae. The record is from RefSeq and is a predicted model, not a curated record. The transcript has a single exon. Gene Ontology annotation, biological process: regulation of DNA-templated transcription. The coding region runs from base 786 to 3098 and encodes 770 amino acids.